CUUCUCGGUCGUUGCCAUGUACAGAUCUUCUUCAAAGCAGUGCUAUCUCAUUGAGAAGUGACGCACAUCUAUCUCUUUGGACUUUUGAGUCUUCCUCUACUAGUUUUCUACAUCACCUUUUGGAAGGAAAUAUUAUCAGUUUGACAUUUUUAUCAAGUUCUUAAGAUUCCACCAUGACGCAGACUCUGGAUCCCAACUGCUCCAACAGCUCAGAAGACUGGAACACCUCUUACUUCAACUCCUCCAGGGAUCCCCAAUACCUCCUAUACCCGCCCUCCCACUACACCCAACAGAACAUCACCUACGUGGACUUGUACCUCCACGAGCCCUCGGUGGCGGUAGUCUUCAUUGUGUUCUACCUGCUCAUCUUCCUGGUCUGCAUGGUGGGGAAUGGCGUGGUGUGUUUCAUCGUGCUGCGCAGCAAGAACAUGAGGACAGUCACCAACAUCUUCAUACUCAAUCUGGCUAUUAGUGAUUUGUUGGUUGGCAUAUUCUGUAUGCCCACUACCCUGGUGGACAACAUCAUAACAGGCUGGCCUUUUGGAAGUUUAGUGUGUAAGCUGAGUGGGAUGGUUCAAGGCAUAUCAGUGUCAGCUUCAGUCUUUACUCUCGUGGCAAUAGCUGUGGACAGGUUCCGCUGCAUCGUAUACCCCUUCAAGCAGAAGCUGACCAUUUUCACCUCCACGCUGAUCAUUGUCAUCAUCUGGGUCCUGGCUAUCUCCAUCAUGUGUCCCUCAGGGGUCAUGCUCCAGGUGACCAAGGAGCAGCGCGUCCUGAUCCUACUGGGGGACGGCUACAACAACACACGCCCAAUCUACUGGUGCCGUGAGAACUGGCCCAAUCAGGAAAUGAGGAAGAUCUACACCACCGUCCUAUUUGCUAACAUCUACCUAGCCCCACUGUCACUCAUCGUCAUCAUGUACGCCCGCAUCGGAUUCACCCUCUUCAAGAUGGCUGUACCCGCCUCAGGCGGGGGAAGCGGUAGUGGCAGCAGCGGUGGGACGAAGCCCGGCCUGGACAACCACCAUCAGACGGUGUCGAAGAAGAAGAAGAGGGUGAUCAAGAUGCUACUGAUGGUGGCGUUGCUCUUCAUCCUGUCGUGGCUGCCGCUCUGGACACUGAUGAUGCUGAGUGACUACGCCAGCCUGACAGCGAGCCAGCACCGCGUCAUCAACAUCUACGUGUACCCGCUGGCCCACUGGCUGGCCUUCUUCAACUCCUCCAUCAACCCCAUCAUCUAUGGCUUCUUCAACGAGAACUUCCGCCGGGGGUUCAAGGUUGCAUUUAAGUUCCAGCUGUGCGCCGCCUACAUGGAGCGCCAGAGGACCUACUCACAUCGUAUCCAAGGCAACGCAGUGUUACCCGCAAACCUGCAUCUGCCCACCAGGCCCGGCUCGGCAAGGUCAGGAUUGGCUUUGGUGAACUGGAAGGGGCUGGGCCGGGAGGAAGUUGUCGGGCGGACGUCAGACGAGAGGUCGUCGGGGAGCAAUGUGAAGGAGCAGGAUCUGAUCAUGAAGGAUCUGGAGAAGGUAUCCCAGGUUUAAACAUGUCAUACAUACUGUAUGUGCCAUUAGGACAUGUAGAGCACAGAUUUAAACAUGACAUUUAAACCAUGUGUACUGUAAAACACACACUGUAUUGUACAUGCCAUAGAGAUAAAUUCAGAUAACCUGGAGAUGGUAUCCCAGAUAAAAAUUACAUUUAAACAUUUGUACUAUUGCAUGUACUGUAAUGCACAUACUGUAAUGUACCCACAUUUUAAAAAAAUCUUCAACAUAGAAAUGCUACCAAAAACUGGUUACAAACAACGGAGUCACCCAUG
Coregonus clupeaformis (lake whitefish) is the source of this 1822-nucleotide messenger RNA. Its product is annotated as neuropeptide FF receptor 2. Gene Ontology annotation, cellular component: membrane. The record is from RefSeq and is a predicted model, not a curated record. Gene Ontology annotation, molecular function: neuropeptide receptor activity; peptide binding. Lineage: Eukaryota; Metazoa; Chordata; Actinopteri; Salmoniformes; Salmonidae. Bases 174 to 1544 code for a protein of 456 amino acids. The transcript is spliced from 5 exons. Gene Ontology annotation, biological process: G protein-coupled receptor signaling pathway.